Lolium rigidum is the source of this 985-nucleotide messenger RNA. RefSeq lists its product as uncharacterized. NCBI's taxonomy places the organism in Eukaryota, Viridiplantae, Streptophyta, Magnoliopsida, Poales, Poaceae. The coding region runs from base 499 to 804 and encodes 101 amino acids. The transcript is spliced from 2 exons. The record is from RefSeq and is a predicted model, not a curated record.
CUUUCUUGCCGGCAGUUUAGAAAUAUGCCUUCAAUGCUACUGAUUAGGGGCACUUUUUGGUGAGUGCCUUAGAUUACUACCUAAUUAGCGGCACUUUUUGGACGUUGCCGUCAGUGCUUGAUUAUUACUGGCAUUUAUCGAAGUGCCGGCAUUAUUUUCCGAAACUUUUAGGGUCUAAAUGCAAAAACGAACAGACAUCCCACCCGUGACCCGACCCAAUUCUCUCGCACUCCUCUCCCCUCCGUACUCUCCCCCACCCACCUCUCUCUCUUCCGUUCACGAUGCGCCGCCGCCGUGCCGUCCGACGCCGGCCGCGUCCGCCGCCUCUACUCACUGAGCGAACUGCGUCUUGUGCCCCUCCACUGGAUCCCGACUCGCGCCCCGCCGUUCUGCACCUGAGAGGGACGCCACGGCUAACCCUAGCAAUGGUUCGGCACGGUCGCCGCCGCGGUUCCCGCGCCGCCACGCCUCGUGCUUCUCCCCUACCACAUCUGCGGCAUGAUUCUCGCCCCCGCCCCCGACCGCGUGCUCCUGCUCCUCCGUCUUUUUGCCAUGUGGCUUGGCGCCGACUGCGACGAGCCCUCACACGACGCCAUCGUCCCCAUCCCACGCAGGGGUCCUGCGCUGUACCCCGCCGUGGGCGCCCUCGAGGACCGCAACAUCGCCAGGGACCACGACAAUCAAGGCCUAAUCGUUGACAACCAGCGGUUCGUAUCGAGCAUCGCCGACCAGACCACCCACUUAGCUGAUCUCGUGAUGCUAUCAUCUAAGCUGGGCACUUUUCUGCAGCCACAAGCUUGCUAAUGGACGGGGAGGACAGCGAUCACGGGCUUGCUCCUGAUGUCCUUUUUUUAACUUUUAAGUAUAAGUAUAUCAGAUUUCUUCCCUGAAUGUUCAUGUAUUUGAUCACGCCAUUGAUAUUAAUGAGUCUUCUUCGUCAGGAGAUUAUACAAUAUGAAUUUAAGAUACUCCAGAUUUUCUCUUU